AGUUUUGUGAUGAGUGCCACGUUAUGUGUGACGAGAAUUUUCUUGACGUAUUCUGUCAAGUAACAAAAUCAAUUUCACGCUUUGCAAUGCGAAGUGUGUGUGGUAUUACAACAUGGGUUUUUUGGAAGAUACAUUCGUGAUCCUAAUCACACAGGUGGAAAUUUAUUUCCACUAAUAGAAAUAGAAUUUUGCCGGUACACGUAGAUGUUACACAGUUAGAUUAUCUUCUUUUUGGGAGGAUGGGUAUUUUUCGUAAAAAAAUUAUUUCGAGAUUAUGAGGUCCAUCACAGAUUAGUACAACUAAUUUUUUCCACUACAUUUUCAUUAUCUUGUACUAUGUUUGAGCUAAUUAUUUUUGAAAUAAUUGGAGUUCUUGACUCUAGUUCCCGAUAUUUUCAUUGGAAUGUUGGUCUUUAUAUGCUUCUGUUUAUGGUAAUUGUCUUAAUUCCAUUUUACAUAGCAUAUUUCAUCAUUAGUAAUAUUAGAUUUGUAAGACUGAAAUUGAUAAGACCAUUAACAUUUGUUGUGUAUCUCUUUUAUCUUUACUUAUUUUGGAAAGUGGGUGAUCCAUUUCCAAUUUUAAGUCCGAAAAAGGGCCUAUUAUCUAUUGAACAAGGCGUUAGUAGAAUAGGAGUUAUUGGUGUCACUGUUAUGGCACUGUUAUCAGGAUUUGGUGCUGUAAAUUAUCCAUAUACCUCAAUGGCUUAUUUUAUGCGACCUGUAACAUAUGCUGAUGUACAGGUUAUAGAAAAACGAUUGUUGCAAACAAUGGAUAUGAUUGUAGCUAAAAAAAAGAGAAUAGCAUUAGCUAAAAAGGGAGAAGUUGUAGGGCAAAACGGAGCUCGAUCUCGACUUUGGGGAAUGUUUGGCCCUUUAAGUGGUACUAAAAGUAAUCAGGAAAGUAUUAAACAGUUACAAAUUGAAGUUACAGCGUUGGAAGAAUUAUCUCGACAAUUGUUUUUAGAAGCACAUGACAUUCAAAAUGCAAGAGAACGUUUAGAAUGGGCUGCUACUUGGCAAGGAAAAUAUUUUAACGUUUUAGGAUACUUUUUCUCGGUGUAUUGUACUUGGAAAAUAUUCAUUUCAACAAUUAAUAUCGUUUUCGAUCGUGUGGGUAAGAAGGAUCCUGUUACUAGAGCAAUUGAAAUUGCAGUACAUUGGAUUGGUUUUGAUAUCGAUGUUACAUUUUGGUCUCAACACAUUUCCUUUUAUCUUGUUGGUUGUAUCGUAUUAACAUCAAUUCGUGGUUUAUUACUAACACUUACGAAGUUCUUUUACGCGAUAUCAAGCAGCAAAUCCUCGAAUAUUAUUGUACUUAUACUUGCUCAAAUAAUGGGCAUGUAUUUUGUAUCAUCUGUGCUUCUAAUGAGAAUGAAUAUGCCUGCGGAAUAUCGAAUUAUAAUAACUCAAGUUUUAGGAGAAUUGCAAUUUAAUUUUUACCAUAGAUGGUUUGAUGUUAUAUUUUUGGUAUCUGCAUUAUCAUCAAUAGUGUUUUUAUAUUUAGCUCAUAAACAAGCACCUGCAGAACGUAUUUAAUUUAAUAAAAUAUUUUUUUAA
Messenger RNA from Frieseomelitta varia, 1557 nucleotides. It is a transcript of the gene GPHR, whose product is annotated as Golgi pH regulator. Gene Ontology annotation, molecular function: voltage-gated monoatomic anion channel activity. The coding region runs from base 337 to 1536 and encodes 399 amino acids. The record is from RefSeq and is a predicted model, not a curated record. Gene Ontology annotation, biological process: intracellular pH reduction. The transcript has 8 exons. Lineage: Eukaryota; Metazoa; Arthropoda; Insecta; Hymenoptera; Apidae. Gene Ontology annotation, cellular component: Golgi cisterna membrane.